CCUCUCGCAACAUUCAUAACAGCUGCCCCCAAUUUCACUUUCACCUUCUCCUUCUCUUCUUCUUUCUUGGCUGCAUCGCCAUGUUGCUGUACCAUGCACUCAACAUCACCUGAACCUCACCUCUGAUCCUCACCUUUACUGGGAAAGAGAACGAAACAGCCACCCACGAAACAAUGGCUGCCCAAACAAGACCUGUUUUUUCUGUUUCUUUCGUUGUAUCUCAGUUUGUGUUCAUUUUAUCGGCUCUGUCUCUUGUUCAUUGCACUACUGAUGCUAAUGAUGUUCAAGCUCUUCAGGUUAUGUACACUUCACUAAACAGUUCAUCGCAGCUUACUAAUUGGAAAAACAAUGGAGGUGAUCCAUGUACAGAGUCAUGGAAAGGAGUAUCUUGUGAGGGAUCAGCUGUUGUGUCCAUUGAUAUUUCUAGGUUAGGACUCAGUGGAACAUUGGGAUACUUGCUUUCAGACCUUAUGUCAUUGAGAAAAUUCGAUUUGAGUGGCAACAACAUUCACGAUACAGUCCCAUAUCAGUUACCACCAAAUCUUACAAGCCUAAAUCUUGCAAGCAAUAACUUUACUGGGAAUCUUCCUUAUUCCAUUUCUACCAUGGUUAAGCUCACUUAUCUGAAUGUAAGUCGAAAUUCACUCGCUCAGUCAGUUGGAGAUGUUUUUGGUAAUCUUGCUGCCCUCUCAACCUUGGACAUCUCUUCCAACAACUUUUCUGGAGAUCUUCCUAAUUCACUUAGUUUGUUAUCCAAUAUUUCCGAACUCUAUAUGCAGAAUAAUCAAUUGACUGGAACUCUUAAUGUUCUUUCGGGAUUGCCUUUGACUACUCUAAAUGUUGCGAACAACCAUUUUAGUGGCUGGAUACCUGGAGAGCUUAGUUCAAUAAAAAAUUUUAUAUAUGAUGGCAAUUCUUUUGACAAUGGUCCUGCUCCACCACCACCUCCAUACACUGCACCACCAGCUGGUAGAUCUGGUAAUAAUCAGACUCGUUCUGGAUCAGGUUCACGUUCACCUCCCGAUAGCCAAUCAUCUGAUUCAGAUGAAGGAUUGUCAGUUGGAUCUAUUGUAGGCAUAAUUCUGGGUGCUGUUGUUCUGGCUGCCCUUGUGCUACUUUCUCUUUGUUAUUGUGUUCGAAAGAAUAAAAGGAAGGUAAGUGGUACAAGAACUUCUGCAGGAAGUCUCCCUAUCGGCAUUACUAAUGUAAAUGCUGAGAUGCAAGAGCCGAGAGUGAAAAGUGCAGCUGCUGUUACUGAUCUGACACCCCCACCUGCAGAAAAAUUGGUGGUUGAGAGUGUGUCAAAAAAUGGAUCCUUAAAGAAAAUGAAGUCGCCUAUCACUGCUACUGCAUAUACCGUCGCUUCUCUCCAAACAGCUACAAAUAGUUUCAGUCAAGAAUUUCUUAUUGGUGAAGGUUCCCUCGGUCGUGUUUACAGAGCAGAGUUUCCCACUGGAAAGAUAAUGGCUGUUAAGAAGAUCGACAAUGCGGCACUGUCGUUACAGGAGGAAGAUUAUUUUCUUGAUGCUGUUUCUAAUAUGUCACGCUUGAGGCACCCAAACAUUGUUACAUUGGCUGGAUAUUGUGCUGAGCAUGGUCAGCGUCUUCUUGUGUAUGAGUUCGUAGGAAAUGGUAGUCUGCAUGAUAUGCUGCACUUUGCUGAUGAUAGCAGCAAAAACCUGACUUGGAAUGCACGUGUUAGGGUAGCGCUAGGAACUGCUCGGGCUCUAGAGUAUUUGCAUGAAGUGUGCUUGCCUUCUGUUGUACAUAGAAAUUUUAAGUCGGCAAACAUUCUACUUGAUGAAGAACUCAAUCCCCACUUGUCAGAUUGUGGUUUAGCUGCUCUAACACCAAACACUGAGCGGCAGGUUGCCACUCAGAUGGUUGGUGCAUUUGGAUAUAGCGCCCCUGAAUUUGCCUUGUCAGGAAUAUAUACUGUAAAAAGUGACGUGUACAGCUUUGGGGUGGUUAUGUUGGAGCUGUUGACUGGUCGGAAGCCACUUGACAGUUCAAGGCCAAGAUCAGAGCAAUCACUUGUGAGAUGGGCCACUCCCCAACUACAUGAUAUAGAUGCAUUGGCAAAAAUGGUUGAUCCUGCCUUGAAUGGCAUGUAUCCAGCAAAGUCUCUGUCACGCUUUGCAGACAUUAUUGCUCUCUGCGUUCAGCCAGAACCUGAGUUUAGGCCUCCAAUGUCCGAGGUCGUGCAAGCACUGGUGCGUCUAGUCCAAAGGGCCAGUGUUGUCAAAAGGCGUUCCAGCGACGAAUCAGGAUUCUCCUACAAAACCCCAGAGCAUGAAGCUAUCGACAUGUCAUUCUAAACAUACCAACUUCAUUGAACUUGAAAAUGGAAGCUUCCAAAUUUUGUAUACAACCAUGCCGAGCUCUGGAGACACUGAAGAGCAUACAACUUCAGAGGGAAAGAAAAAAAAAAAAAAAAA
This is a messenger RNA of Pistacia vera, 2438 nucleotides long. RefSeq names its product protein STRUBBELIG-RECEPTOR FAMILY 8. Lineage: Eukaryota; Viridiplantae; Streptophyta; Magnoliopsida; Sapindales; Anacardiaceae. The record is from RefSeq and is a predicted model, not a curated record. The transcript has 16 exons. Gene Ontology annotation, molecular function: ATP binding; protein kinase activity; protein binding. The coding region runs from base 174 to 2318 and encodes 714 amino acids. Gene Ontology annotation, biological process: protein phosphorylation.